Molecule: messenger RNA, 1499 nt
Organism: Durio zibethinus
Lineage: Eukaryota; Viridiplantae; Streptophyta; Magnoliopsida; Malvales; Malvaceae
Product: recQ-mediated instability-like protein
Biological process (GO): maintenance of rDNA; DNA repair; negative regulation of double-strand break repair via homologous recombination
Cellular component (GO): cytosol; nuclear speck
Source: RefSeq, a predicted model, not a curated record
UUAAGAAUUAAAAGAAAAAAAAAAAAAAAAACCAAUUGCAUUAGAGGGAAAAACAGGGGGAAAAACAAUCGAAAGACAAGACAGCGAUGGACUAUAGUUUAGCAGCGCUGAAACUGCUAUGCGGGCAACUGAAAGAUGCUCGAGAAACUCCUUCUCAAAACGCCUUGACUCUUGGCGGCAUUCUCUUCCAACGUGCUUGGCUACAAGGCGUUUUGGUCUCAAACGACGAUGAUGAUGGCCUGCUUCUCGACGAUGGCACCGGAAUCGUCGAGCUUAGCCUCUCCGGCGAUUUCCAUACCCGUCAAUGGAAAAAGGGGAUGUAUGUAAUGGUGGUGGGUGGGUAUUUUGUCCGUACGGGUGACCUCCCUGUUAUCAAGGUUCAUAAGAUUGUUGAUCUGUCUCAGUUUCCGGACCGAGAAGCAAUGUGGUAUCUUGAAGUUUUGGAGGCUUACAAAUUGUUCUACCAGCCUCUUAUUGAAGAAUUCAUAUGAAGAAUUCAGUUCCAUGUCUCCUACUACACCCCACAAAAGGCUUGACAGCAAAUCCCUUCAAAUUUGAAGGGAUUUCUCACUUCAAAUUUUAGACUCGGCAUUGGAAUAUAAUUACAUAGCUGAGACAUGUUCUUCGUGAUUGCGAUAGAUAAAUUUUCUUGUCAUUUACUGAAGUUGAAAAAUUGCUCCAUUUUUGUCAUUAUUUGUCAUCAUGAUUUUGAAACAUCCAGAGAUUUUAAGUGCUUUCUCCCGUAUUCGUGAAUCCAUGACAGGCUUGACAUUGUAAAAUAAGAUGUGCUGUGCCCAUGUUUAGUUCCUUUUACAAACUAUGUUUUUAUGACUCUGGUUUUGACCCUUCCGUCUGCAAUAAAAUUUUUUUUCCAGGAGGAAAGGAAGUACUUUAUGGCUUCAUUGAAUUUGAAAAGCAUAGCAUAAUAUGGACAAUAAAGUUAUUCAAGAAAUAAAGCAUUCCAUCCUCUGCUUCACGUCCACCAGAAAUGUUUAAGGUCUUACACAUUCCAGUAUUGCAUUAUGCAUGAAAUACAGUAACACGUUUUUUAGCAUAAACUGAAUUUGCCAUCAGAAUCCGACAUUGAUAUCAGGUUUAUGAUAUAAUGGAUAUUAAUUCUGUGGGGCACUUUUAAGUUUUGGUGGCAAACCAACUGUUUUGACAGCCUAAAACUCCAAUGAUCAGGAAGGAAAAGUGAAGAUGUUCAAUUCUAACAUAAAGAACUAUUGAAGAAUUCAAGAAAUGAAAUCCAUGCUGCCACGCCGGACACUACCCCAAGAGUUCAAUGACGUGAUCUAGAACCUGGAUGGCAGUAAUUUAGAAGAAAACGUAUUCCUUGUACGUUUUGAUGAGUUCCCAAUAGGAUUCAAUUUGGAGAAGAAAUAAUAUUAAAGUCGAUUUGCUGCAGCUCUUGAUAUUCAGGGUUAAUAGGGAACUUGGUUUUGCUCUUGGUUACUUGCAUGUCUUAAACAACAAGAAAAGGGCGCUUAACCACAAAG